UGGAGAAGCAGAAGUUCCUCAUGGAGACAGAGACACUUCAUUAAACCGGCUCAGCUUAUUAAUAUGACUUUAUGAAUCACUGAGACUCUACGGAACAUGUCGGUGGAUCCUCCCGGUGACGAGCCGAGUGUGUCCCGCCUCCUCGCUGGUCGCAUGGUGUCCCGGCUGCAGCGGGGGGGCGGAGCUCGGCGGCUGCAGGACGCAGCCGUGCAGCUGCUCCAGCAGCAGCAGGACCUGUGCAGUCUGCUCAGGGAAGUCUCUACUCCGGACCGGUGCAGUCAGACUGGCGAGCAGCGAGCUGCGGCGCCCGGAGGCCUCACAGCGUCGCUGCUGGAGUGCGAGCUGAGGCGCCAGGCCGCGGCGCUGGGCGUCCCGGUGACGGUGCUGUCGGUCAAGAUGAUCCUGGAGAGACUGACGGAGAUCACUGCACCUGGAGGUCAGGAGGACGACGGGCGAGAGCUGCUCACGUCCUCUCAGAGAGUCCAGCUGUGUGUCCUGCUGGAGUCCAGCAGAGCACUGGUGUCCCAGGGAGCCCUCUGCCCUAAGCUGCUGUGGCAGGAGUACAGGAGGGAUCAGAAGCUCCUGAAGCUGGAGGUGCUGAACCAGCUUCACUGUUCCAGCUUCCUCUCUCUGAAGUACGUCUUAGAGAGUGAUGACGGAGUCCGGGUUUGGUUGGUGUCUCGGUUGAAGGCUCUCUGCAGCUGGACGCCUCCACAGGGCGAAGAGGAGACCAAACAAGUGCAACUCAGAGUGUUGUCAACGGUCGGAGGCGUCCUGGUGGGAUGUGGCUUUGAGCUGAACUCUGAACCAGCAGCUCCAGACCAGAGGAGGACCUCUCUCCUCUGCUGCUCACUGCUCGAUGAGAUGCUCUUCUGGCUUCUGGACACUGUGGACGAGAGUCCGACUUCACAGUCUUCUGGAGCAGGAGCUGGACUUUGGAUUCAAAUAUUCGACGCUUCACUCUGUGGAGCUUCAGCCUCAGCCGAGGCCGUUCAGCGUUUCUUCACCCACUCGCUCACUCAGGCUCUGACUUAUAAGCCUCGACUCACAGUGUCAGACGCCGUCACUCUGCAGAGCGACUGGACCUUCGUGAAAGCCGACCCCUUGUUGAUGUCUCUUUUCCGUAAGCUGGCUGUGAUCUUCAGUGUGGAGCUGCUGCUGCGUCACCUGCAGGAGGUGCUGGAGACUCACGAGGUGAACUGGAAACACGUCCUGUGCUUCCUGUCCACGCUGCUGGUUUACAACCCCCUAGCUCCGCCCAGUCUCAGAGAGCUGCUGUCCCGGCUGCUGACUUCUGCGUUUGAAGGCUAUGACCCGGAGCACAUGAUAACGAGCUUCCUGUUGGCCCGGCAGGGGGCGCUAGAGGGAGCCGGCAUCUUCUCCUCCUACAGCGACUGGUUCAAGAUGUCGUUUGGUGGCAGCAGUGGCUUCCAUGCAUCCAGUAAGAAAUCUCUGGUGUUCCUGUUGAAGUUCCUCUCGGACCUGGUUCCUUUUGAGCCCCCGCAGUACCUCAAGGUUCAUAUCCUCCACCCCCCCUUCGUCCCUGUGAAGCACCGCAGCCUCCUGAUGGAGUACAUCUCUCUGGCCAAGACCCGGCUCGCUGACCUCAAGGAGUCGGUGGAGGACAUGGGUUUAUAUGAGGAUGUCUCUGGUGCAGGUGGAGCAUCAGGAUCAACACAGCCGCAGGGUCAGGCCGUGCAGGAUGUGGAGAAGGCCGUGUCUCUGUUUGAGAACACAGGAAGAAUCUCUGCCACGGUCAUGGAGGCCAGUAUUUUCCGGAGGCCGUAUUUCCUGACUCGAUUCCUUCCUGCUCUGCUGAAGCCACGAGUGCUUCCUGUGAAAGCUGAUGCUCGGAUGAGUCUCAUAGAAUCUUUGAAAAAAGCGGAGAAGAUCCCUGCCGCCCAGUACUCGUCCUACGUGGAGUCCUGCUCGAGACAAAGACAACAGGACAGGAGUGUUGUGUGUCUGGACGCCGCUGACGAUCCUCUGGAGGUUCUGAAGGUUCAGCUGCAGGAGUUCAGAGGGCUGGUGGUGGAUGGAGAUGAUGGAGACAUGAUGGCCCAGCUGUCCAGGAUCUCACACACGCUCUGUGUCGUCUUCCCCGGUCGUCCCGAUGACCUCACGGAGAAAACUGUCCUCAAAGUUCACGUGGACGCUCCUCUGUCCUCUGAGCUUCAUGUCAAAGUCAUCAACAUGAUCCUCAGAAACUUCUGCCAGUGCACGUUAGACGCUUCUCGAGCAAAUCCCCCUAAUAAACAGAACCUGUGGGCCUCCAGGUUUGUCAGCGUGCUGCUUGGUAACACACAGCUGACCUGCAGCCUCACACACAGACUCUGGGACCUGUUUCAUAACCAGGCGUCCUCGCUGGGCGCCGCCCACGUGCUGGGCCUGGCAGCGUUUGCAGUCCACCUGCACCUCCACGCCUCCUCGUGCCACGGCGCCCUGGUCCAGCUGGUCCCAGACAUCCUGCCCAAACCACUUCCUGUUGGAGAAGCUGUGGGCGCAGCGCUGGUGUGCAGCUCACACUCUGACAUGCUCUUCUGUGUCAGGUUUUGUGUGUCUGCUGUGUGUUACGGGAUCUGCAGAGGAGACUCGCAGCAGGACCACGUUCCCAGCAGCUUCUACAAGAAGCUCCUCUAUCUCAUCCCGAGGCUGAUGCCCGAGGCCAGGAGGACGUCCGUCCCUGCUGAAGGAUCCGUGGGUGAAUCCCAGGAGAAGAACCUGUGGAGCAGCGCCACAGACGCCGGCGCCACCUGGAGGACGAGCGCCCGGCGCCUGUGGAGACACAAAGCUUUUCAGCAGCUACACAACACACCACAGUAUCAGCUGUCGUUCUCUGAUUGGCUGGUUAACGAGCUCCGAGUGCAGAGAGCUGAGGACUUCCUGUCGGACCCGGAGCGUCAGGAGUACCAGCAGUGGGCCUGCCUGGAGCUGUUCCUGCCUGGUGCGGGGGGGCAGGGGGGGUGUGGAGGAGACAUGAGGAUCCUCUGCUCUCAGCUGCUCGAUGCCGUCAUGGACCAGCAGCUCAAGUGGAGUCUGAAGAAUCUGCAUCAGAGAGCGAGAUCCACCGGGACCUGUCUGCCAGACAUCAUGUCCAGAUUACAGGAGUUUGUCUACGAGCAGGAAGUGACCGGACUCUCUGACGUGUGCGACUUCCUGUUCGACUUCAUUUCUCGCCGCUGCUCCUCGACGGCGAGCGGCGUUUCCCCCCCGACGGUCGGCUGGGCGCUCGGCCUGCAGCACACGCUGAGCACGUGGAACCGCGUCCUGCUGGCGCUGCCCCCCCGGCUGCUGGUGAAGCUGAAGGCUGAAGGAGGGCGGACGACUCUGGACGUCACAGCGAUGACACAACACGUCAACCAGCAUCAGAGGAGGGUGUGUUCUCCUGCCGGCCUGAUGUCCUCCCACCUGACGUCACACCUCCUCAGAGGUGUGUUGUCUGCCAGUGUGUCCUGUGGACGUCCCAGAGAGGAAGUCAAUACGGCCUGGACUCAGAUCAGUGUCCACUGUCCUCUGCUCCUCAUCUCCGCUGUGCGCUGGUGGGAGUGUGUGUCUCCGGUGCUGUCGUCCCUGUGGACUCGUGUGUGUGAUGGCGAGCGUCUCCCGGAGCAGCUGCAGCUCGUCUCUGACUCUCGUCUCUGGGCUCUCAGUGUUGCACGCUGCCUGUCGCCGACGCCCCCGAUGCCUCCGGCUCCUCCUCUGCUCUUGGCCUGCAGCCUUCAUGGUGCCUGGCGAGGUCGUGGGGGGGGCCACCAGAGCUUCGGCCCCGCCCUGAACGUGCUGCGACCUGAGCGGGUGUCACAGGACAGACAGGUGCUGGUUUUCCUGCUCUUCCUGUGUGUGAACGACCAUCUGUCCACGCUCCUGUGCCUGCAGGAGAAAAGUGAUGAAGAAUCGUUGAGUUUAUUCUCCGACCUUCUGUCUGUGUUGGUGGACUCUUCUGAUUGGCUGCUCAUCUUUAAAUCAAGUGAGCAAGGUGUGUAUCAGUCGGUUACCAUGGUGACCUCAGAUGAGUUUACUCGACUGAUGCCGUGGGCUUUCUACAGCCUGCUGCUCCAGCAGAGUGGCGAGCUGCUGCACAGAGCGCUGCGGUGUCCCGGGUUCCUUCCGGCGGCCGUCCUCUGCUACGUCCGCCUGCUGCAGCUCGUCCUGGACGGACACGCCCCGGCAUCGGAGGAGCAGGUGGAUCCGUCCCAGACUCUGAGCCGAGCCAAGAGCUUUCUUCUGAGAGCGAUCUCCCAGACGCCUGCUCUGUCCUCCGCUCAACGCCGACGGCUGGAGUCCCAGUGUGCAGACGUGGAUCCAGAGGUGGCGGCGGCGCUCUGCGUGCAGCUCAGCGCUCCGAGCCUCAGCCCCGAGAUGGACUUCCUCUGAACACACCCGGUCCCUGUCCCACAGUUCAUGUCCCCGAGCAGCAGAGCUGGACCGGAACUCGCUGCCGUCAUCUGUCCUGGUCCUGCUGCACCACCCCCCCCCCGGGCAGAGUGAUGCUGCGCUGCUCAGAAUACGGCGGAGGAGGCGGCUGCUGCUUCUGGCUGAGGCUCCUCUGAGCCUCGGUCUGGACCACCGGGUGGACCAUGGACAUGUGGACGUUGAGGUUGUGGGCCUUCUCGAAACGCUUCCCGCACAUCAGGCAGGCGAACUCCAGGUCGGCCUCGGCCUUGUGUUUGGUCAUGUGGUAUUUGAGUGACGCCCGCUGGCGGCACUGGAAGCCGCACACCUCACACCUGCAGGAGAGAGAGAGAAUUUAAAAACAACAGCGUUUCUAACACAUCACCUGGUUUUGUUUUUGAGAUUCACUUCUGGUUUUAUUGGUUCAGUUUAGUUUCCUCUUCAUGAGGAUCGAGAGCCACACGUUCAUUAUCAGCUCCGUGAAGCAGGUUCUGUUUCUUAGUGAGGUUAACUAACUAACGGACUGCUGCACUGCAUUAUGGGUAUUAGUGGAGUCUGGCCAGUACUAGGACAGUCAAGUUGUAACGGCCUCUUCAUCUUUAACUUUGAGCAAAUCUGUCAAAUUUGAAAAAUGGCGCAUUAAAAGAAUCAGUCCCUCUCAUGCAGGUGUGAUGUGAUGAUGAGGUUUGAAGGCGGAGCUACGCACUGCAGCGGUUUGGCUCCUGAAUGUCUCAUCUGGUGAACGGAGAGGUGCUUCCUCUGUUUGAAGGUCUGACCGCACUGGUCACAGAUGUAGUUCCUCUCCUCUGGAAACACAGAGACCAACACCAGACAUGAGAAACGCUCUAACGACUGAAAGCUGAA
Molecule: messenger RNA, 5256 nt
Organism: Limanda limanda (common dab)
Lineage: Eukaryota; Metazoa; Chordata; Actinopteri; Pleuronectiformes; Pleuronectidae
Gene: fanca
Product: Fanconi anemia group A protein
Exons: 43
Coding region: 97-4374 (1425 amino acids)
Biological process (GO): interstrand cross-link repair
Cellular component (GO): Fanconi anaemia nuclear complex
Source: RefSeq, a predicted model, not a curated record